GUCAUCGACAUCGACAUCGUCGUCGUCCCCACCCUAGUACAAAUUCUCUGUCUCUCUCGCUCUGUGUUGCACAAGUGAGACAAGCUGAGUCUUCGAACGCGGCCAUGUCUCCCUCUCUCAUCCUCGCCGCCCUCUCCCUCCUCCUCCUCCUCUUCUCCGCCGCCGACGCCGCCGCCGCGUCCCCUCUCGCCUCCGCCGCCGGCGACGGCGACGAUGACGACGGCCGGUCGGCCUACGAGGUCCUCGAGGGGUUCAACUUCCCGGAGGGCAUCCUCCCCAAGGGCGUGACCGGGUACGAGCUCGACCGCCCCACGGGGAAGUUCCGGGCCUACCUGGGCGGCUCCUGCAGCUUCUCCCUCGAAGGGUCGUACCAGCUCCGGUACAAGUCCACGAUCAGCGGGUACAUCUCGCAGAACAAGCUCACCAGCCUCACCGGGGUCAGCGUCAAGGUGCUCUUCCUGUGGCUCAACAUCGUCGAGGUCGAGAGGGUCGGGGACGAGCUCGAGUUCUCGGUCGGGAUCGCCUCGGCUUCCUUCACCAUCGACAACUUCUUCGAGUCCCCGCAGUGCGGGUGCGGGUUCGAUUGCGUCGGCGGAGGCGGCGCGAGGAAGAUCAGGAUGAAGGCUCUGGCUUCUUCGAUUUAGGGCUUUGCUCGUCCAACCACCGUUAUGGUAGGCCGCCAUGGUCACAGAGUCCAUCCUGCUACCACCAUCCCCUCUCUUCGAAUCUGUCUCAGCAGCCAUUGUCCUUCUCCUUUUGUCAUCCGCACCUGCUUCUCGAGAUUAGAGAACUGCAACUUGGUGAUCAUUCCAUAACUAGCAAAUUAUUAGCAGAUGGAUUGUGCUUAAUUUUUUAUGUGAGCAACAUCAUCAUCCUCCAACGUUAAGUCACCUAACAGCUUUUGCUAUGGCCUUUAAGUGCACCUAUGAAGCUCGUCGCCAUCAAGGUGGCGACACUUGAUCUAGCUCACCGAUGUGGACAAGCUAAAUCUGGCUUUAGCAUCUUUGUCCAGUGUCGACCACCAUCAACGAUGGAGCUAAAGAUAAGAAACAGAAGUGCAAACCAAGAGAUGGAAAUGAAUGGUGAACCAAAGAGUGAUUGGAGAUGGUGUUAAAUGGUGGCUGGCAGUGAUCAGAGGCUGAGUAAUUGGUUGAAUCUCCGGUGUUGGUGGUGGUCGAAGGUGGCGGUGCCAGCAUGUGGGGGCUGUGUGAUUGACUGAAGGUGGAGGGGACUGAUGAAGGAGGGCGUGGGUCGAUCGGGAUGGUGGUUUGGGUUGAGUUUACAUACAAUGAAUGUUGACGAAACAAACGACUCUUUUGUCCAGGGAAAGAUAUGAUUCGCCGCAAACUAGAAUGGCAGUUUCUGAGCAACAAGUAUUCAAAUUCAUGUCAUUGUCCACCCCGUCUGCCCAACUUUCAUUGUUUGACCGUAUGUCUCGAAUGUUUCGUGCACACUACUUGCUUCCCUAAUGGUGUUUCUGCAAACGGUGCGACAAAACCUGCUUGCGUGACAUCAUACUUCCCUUAUCAGUUGAAUUUACGAUGCGUCACCUGCAUUUCAUAGUACCGCAACUCAAGGAAUUAUAACGUAAGAUUUACAAAAGGCGAGUACGCUACGUACAGAGUCCUAUUACUCGCGACUCACAAGCAAAAACUAACAGAUGGUCCUAGAAUCCCCUAAGCAAGGCCAGGACAAUAGCACACAAGCACAACAGUGGGAUGCAGUGAACUGUUGAUGGCAAUUAGUUGUUCUUCGGUGGAAGAUGCUUUCACAUCAUGACCUAACAAGACCGUUCUUCUCGGACCUCAAAGGACAACCCCCUAGGAAAAGCUGUUCCCAAAAACAUACUCUUCACGUUUAUACAGCUGAUGCUUCCAAAAGCACUGGAAGUUUACAACUUGAAUUGAAAGACUCUUUUGAACGUGCACAGCCGACGACAACAGAGACAGAGAGAAUAUGCAAACGCGUGCGCGCAUGUUGAGGUCAUCGGACCAAGCCCCUUGUUCACUUGUCCCUUAAGCGUUUCCUUUGGGCACAAUGCAAUAGCUGACAGCGACUUCAAGAAAACUCCGCGUGUUGCGAGAUGUCGGGUGUACAAGAUCUAGUGGGCCACGUGAAUCACAGACGCUAAUGAUGCAAAUCCUCGAUAAGCCCCACCUACGAAUAUGAAAAGAUCAGCAGUUGUCAUCGUGUCAUGUUCAUGAAUUCGGUGAGAGACGUCGGAUGCACGUGAUUCAGUGGACUGGGUCAAUUACAACCGCUGAUGAUGCAAAUCCUCGAUGAUCCCCACCUAUGAACACGAAAAGAUCAGAGAUGGCAAUCGCACCGUAUUCAUGAAUCUGGGUCCGGACAAAGUUCCUUCCGGGACAAACUUCACGUGUCACGUACGUGAAAUCUGGCGUUCUAAGUUGCGUAUGCAUAUUCCAAAUCCUAAUUAGAGAAAUAUUAUAUUCAGGCCAGUGCUGGUCGCCUGCGCAGGCAUUAUUCCCAUUUGAAAACGUUUCUCUGCACAGCUGGUCGAAAAAAUAAUGUUAUCUUCAA
This is a messenger RNA of Syzygium oleosum, 2541 nucleotides long. RefSeq lists its product as uncharacterized. Bases 105 to 644 code for a protein of 179 amino acids. NCBI's taxonomy places the organism in Eukaryota, Viridiplantae, Streptophyta, Magnoliopsida, Myrtales, Myrtaceae. The transcript has 2 exons. The record is from RefSeq and is a predicted model, not a curated record.